CCUCUCUCUCUCUCUGUGUCUCUGUGUGUGUGUGUGUGUGUUUUGUCUGUGACCAACCAAAUCAUCAUCACAACAAACACACCACCGUUUUCGUUCUGGAAUCUGCUUUUUGUUGGCCAAACCCCUCCCUUCUCCCUUCUCCCUUCUCCAACUACCCCCACCAUCCAAGGUUGGCUUUCGUCUCCCUGUUCCCAGUCCACACCCUACACCGCACGAUCGAUCCCCCUAUCGACCCAUCAAGAGAGAAGAGAGCCUCCCCUGGCGGUUCUCUUAAAGUCCUCUCCUUUUUUUUAUCUGGGUUUUUUCUCCCACUUCGAGUUUGGGGUGCGAGCACUCUCGCUUUCUUGGCUUGCUGUUGGCGGCUGUCGAUUUGCUUUUGCUGGAGAAAUGAGAGUGGAGGGUGGUGGUGAUAACAGGAGGCAUGCGGACCCUUUGUGACGCUUGCGAGAGCGCCGCCGCCGUCGUCUUCUGCGCCGCCGACGAGGCGGCUCUUUGCAGUGCCUGCGACGAAAAGGUGCACAUGUGUAAUAAGCUAGCUAGUCGGCAUAUCAGGGUUGGCCUUGCGAGUCCCAGCGACGUUCCUCGCUGUGACAUAUGUGAAAAUGCACCUGCUUUCUUUUAUUGCGAGGUAGAUGGAACCUCGCUUUGUCUGCAAUGCGAUAUGAUUGUUCAUGUCGGAGGCAAAAGAACGCAUGGAAGAUACCUUCUACUAAGGCAGAGAGUUGAGUUUCCCGGGCAUAAAUCUGCACACAGCGACGACCAGGCUUUGCCAUUGGUGGAUCAAAACGAGAAAAGAGUGCAAAAUCAGGGCCCUAUAGUUAUAUCUGGGGAGAAUCAUCAAAACCAUAGACCAUCCAGUGUUAAGGUGCCUGAUGCUGAUGCUGAUGGGCACACCAAGAUGGAUUCAAAAAUGAUCGAUCUGAAUAUGAAGCCCCAUAGAAUGCAUGACCAAGCUUCCUAUAAUGAGCAAUGACAAUAACCAUAACCCUGGCGAAGCGGGUUCGGUGGAAACUCGAACUAUGAUGCGAGAAGUGCGGUCGACAACCCGUCUUUUUUACAUGGCUCCUCUCUGUGCCUGAUUUUCAUCUUCUCCUUCACCCUUCUCUUGGUGAGAGUUCUUGGAGACACGUGAAUCAUGUGUUUUUUCUGGCCUAGUGUCAUGGUCUCAGCUUGUCUUUGUCCAGACCAGAAGGUCAAUUGUUUCCUCUUUUUGGGCAAACCAAGGGACAUCAAGUCACUGCGGGUAAGUGCUUGUAACUAGAAGAUUUACCCGUGCCAUGCACGGUUGCAACAAUCUAAAUAUAAGUAAAGUCAUAUUUACUGUUUCCAUC
Molecule: messenger RNA, 1331 nt
Organism: Syzygium oleosum
Lineage: Eukaryota; Viridiplantae; Streptophyta; Magnoliopsida; Myrtales; Myrtaceae
Product: B-box zinc finger protein 18-like
Exons: 5
Coding region: 422-973 (183 amino acids)
Biological process (GO): regulation of DNA-templated transcription; photomorphogenesis
Cellular component (GO): nucleus
Molecular function (GO): zinc ion binding
Source: RefSeq, a predicted model, not a curated record